AGACGGACCCGCCUUCCCAAGUGGCUGCAACCCAACAGGAGCCAGACAAGGAUCAAGGUGCAGGCCCCAGCGGAUCAGCGGCAGCAGGUCAGACCGCUACGGAAUCGACUACCUCCCAGGCCAGGUCGGCUUUGGAGGUACACAAACCCCGCCGCAUGGAGCUAUUGAGGGCUUGCACAGAGACGGGCUAUGACAGAAAUGUGGCGUACGUUAUGUCCCUUCUGCGCAAGUACGUAGACGAGUUCAUUCCCCUGUCAACAGAGGACUGGAAAGAGAAACAACUAUAUGUAAACCUCCUGUCCGAGUGUACAAAGCAUGUAGAGGCAAAGAUGGAGGGAGUGGCAAUGUACAUCUAUAAAUCCAUAACAGGGGAAGACUCUGACAAGCGUCUACGUUUUGCUAGAAAGCACUUGGGGUUGACUUCCCCGCCCGUUGAUAUCAGAGCGCGAAUGUCCAACCAAGGGGGGCAAAAUAGGGGCAGACAAGGGGCACAAUACAGAACAGGUUACCAGCAGUUCCGUCAGUCCUUUGGUCCUCGAGGGGCCUUUGCGGCAUCUAGGUUGCGAGAUACAUGUUAUCGGUGUCAAAAGAAAGGGCAUUUUGCCAGAGAUUGUAAGGAGAUCAUAUAGUGUCUAUUGUAUAAGGAGCACAGCACACAAGGGCUAAACAAGACGAAGGGGCAGGAAAGAAUAAGAAAGAAAACAAAAUGAAAAGUUGUUGUCAAUGAAUCCCUUGAUCUUUGAGUGACAGAAUAGGGAUAUAAAUACCAUGUGGUCAAGCGAGGUCGGGGCCGCUUAGAUGAAAAGUGAGAUUAUAACUGAGGAAAAUCGAUCCUUGAUAUUAUGUUGAGUGGAGUGUUUGAGACUGAAUAAAACAGCAUAGAAAUCUCUUGCAUCGGGUUUUCUUGUCAGUAUGUCAUUUCUUUCCCCUUUCUCCCCAUUCAACCCAAACCCUUUGCAGGAAUACAAGCGAUAUCUGGAAAUCCUCAGAACUCAUAACUGGGAACUUUCCACGGGCCAUGAUUUUGACCCCGUUGCGGCGCAGGUCCUAGUGCGGAGGCGUGGAAUAUAUUCAUGGGUAGACAUAUCGGGGAGAAAAGCAGACGCCCAAAGUGGGUCUGCCCCGAAGCCGGCGGAUGUUUUGGCCGGUAUUUGUCCACCGGAUUUCAGGGCCCUUCGCUUUCGCGACCCUAAUUUCUUUGUUUCUGGUAGUUUACACGACCAUCUGGAAAUUUGGGAUCAGGUUUUGGCGGAAUGCCCGGGAAUGGGUGAUCAGGUCAGGGUGUGGUUGCACGGGGGAGUGGAUUUAUUUGAAUUUUUCCAGCCGUAUCAAGGUAAAUACCGAGGCAGGGACUUUAAUUCAGAAACGCCUCCUCACAUGUAUUUUCCUAACGCACCUAUCUGCAAGCAGUUUGUACCUUCCAUCAAUGACACAAUCACAAAACGGUUAAUAGAGGGUUCAGUGGAGUUAUUGGGGGCCGUGCAUGAGGUAUCACCACCAAAAUGUGUAAAUGCCCUAUCGAUUGAGCCAAGUAAACCCAGACUGGUCCUGUCUAUGAAAGGCCCAAAUCUAUGGUGUAAGGACACACCCUUUAAGUUGGUACCAUUGGGAGAUAUUGUCAAGCCAGUACAUAAGGGAGGUUUCUUUUCAGGAACUGACGAUGCCCAAGGGUACAAACAGCUUCUUCUUACAGGGAGGUCUAAGACAUUUUGCGGGUUCGAAUGGGCGGGGUUUUAUUUUGAAGAUACGACCCUGCCGUUCGGCUUCAAAAAUAGUGCCUAUAUUUACUCAACUGUCGGCUUCUGUCUUUCGACAUGGCUAAAAAACAGAGGCAUUCACACAGAAGUUUGGAUUGACGACCGCUUCAUAGGGGAAGCGGGCGGAGAUGGAAAGGUGGACGGCUAUAAAAAGAAGGAAACCUUCGCCGGAGUGAGGGAAGAUAUUUUGUCUGAAGACAGGGUGUGUUUGAAGACCAUGCAGAGGUUCAUUGGAAAAUGCCAGAGUUUUGUAUUAGUGUUUCCUGCAGCCCGUCUGUUUGUAAGGGAAUGCUGCAGUUUCACGUCCCAGAUGGAUGACGUCACGCCCGUUCAGCUGACGCAGUCGGUACGAGAGGAGGUCCUAUUUUGGAGGUUCAUUGAUUCAGUUUCGCAACCAAUACCUUGGAGACAAGAACGUCAUUUAAGAUUACUACUAAGUUCAGACGCAUCCGGCUAUAGAUGGGGUGGAGUGCUGGCACAAGGGAACAAAGGCAUCACCUUUGGAGAUUACUGGCCCCCGGAAGUUCAGAGGUCAACGGACAUCUGUUAUAAGGAAGCUCUGGCCCUUUACUUUGUCCUUAUCUCAGUGAUGAACCAGCUAUGGGACAAAAGGGUGGAUGUUCAGGUGGACUCGGAGGGAUUAUACCAUGCAUGGUCAGGUCUGAGGGCGAGGUCGACUGCUCUAGCGGGAGUUUUGAGACUCAUAUUAGCGUUUACUUUGGAAGCGAAUUUUGAUCUGCGGCUUCAGUGGGUACCAUCCGGCAGUAAUCGGGCUGAUGUUCCCUCAAGGACGCUGUCCAGGGCUGAUUCAAAGCUUUCCUCGUCUCUGUGGUGGCUUCUUCAAGAGGAGUUUGGAGGAAACACCGGAUUCACCUUGGACCUGAUGGCUCUGCAGUCGAACGUACCGCAGGGAAAAAAUGGGCUUCCGAUUAAGUUUUUUUCCAGAGACCUGGUCCCUGGCACCUCAGGGGUAAAUGUCUUUGCUCAGCCGUGUCCUAGGGGAGAAGUAUUGUAUGCGUUUCCCCCUUUCGUCCUAAUUUCAUCUGUCAUCCGGCUGUUGCGGGAGUGGGGGGACGUGGUUGCUACACUGGUCGUCCCAAAGCACCCUCACCCUAGGCCCUGGUGGCCGCAUCUAAACUCCUUCGCUCAGAAGUCUAUGCGUCUAAGUGAAGCAGGUCAGACAGGAGUACUCGAGGUGCCUUCUCGUAGCGGUUAUGUGCCUAACGGCAAGGGGCUUCCAUUUGAGCUUUGGGCUUUCAGGUGUUAUUUUCCGCCAGGACCCGAUAUCCUGCGAGAAUCUCGUACCCUCACCGAACAGAAGUCAGUCCUGAUUGUCUCUGAUUCUAUGUUCAAAGGUAUAGUCAAGUUCGCGUGGCCCUCCUUCCUCAAGGUCAAUGUGAAUGUAAAUGGUGGAGCAAAGAUGGCAACCCUGCUUAGGAUCCUGGCAGCAGCAUGUCGGUCACAAAAACUUGACUUGGCAGUUUUGCAUGGUGGUAUCAACGACAUCAGUAACAAGGGGAAAGGCGCAGCGGGAGUAGGGGAGCUAUUACGAGUUUUCAAGGUAGCGUCGAGGCGUUUGCGUGUGCAAUGUCCGGACGUCCAGUUUGUGCUGUCAGCAGUUUGUCAGACGCGGAGCGUUGACAUCAAUCAUCGUGUAGCGUCAGUAAAUUCCGCACUGAGAGAGCUUUGUGAGAGGCCUGGCUGGCACUUUUUGUCGAACGAUCACAUUUAUCAGCGCGAUCUCAAAGACCAGGUCCACUUGACAGUGUGGGGCAGCCUCAAGCUACAUCGGCGGCUGCAGAUGUUCCUGAGAUCCAUUUGUGGCGGGCGCACAGGAGUAGCCAUACAUCCCGAGGCAGAUCGACCUUCCUCUUAGGCACACUAGCUUUAAAUUAAUGAGCAUGGUGAGUAAAGGAAAUCCUUUCUUUUCUGCACAGCUCACAACAGUGAAGACCAGACUAGACGAGCUGGAUAGGAAAUUAGAUGAUCGCCCUUAUUGCAAG
This is a messenger RNA of Patiria miniata (bat star), 3760 nucleotides long. RefSeq lists its product as uncharacterized. The record is from RefSeq and is a predicted model, not a curated record. The transcript has 3 exons. Lineage: Eukaryota; Metazoa; Echinodermata; Asteroidea; Valvatida; Asterinidae. Bases 1264 to 3633 code for a protein of 789 amino acids.